AUGCGUUGUUCAAAUAAUAAUAUUGUUAUUGUUCGAAGUGCUUCACAUGGUGUAGCACGAAUUUCAGGUUCAUGUUCAUAUACACCAGGUGAUUGUAUUAUUGAUGCUAUGAAUAGUGUAACAUGUUUAAAUGAUUCAAAUCAAUGUUCAAUUUAUAUAACAAAACAAAAAUUAUCUCAAUGUAAUGAUCAAUAUAGUAGUUAUUUUCAUAUUGAAUAUGAUUGUGUUCCAAUACAAAUAAAUGAUACAUCAAAAGAAUAUAAUAUAUGUCAAAAUGGUACAGAAAUAACAACUGAUAAUGGAAUUAUUCGAAGUCCUGGUUAUCCAUCACAUUUUCAAAUAACAACAUUCGAAUGUGUUCGUACUAUACAUGUACCUAAUAAUAAAAUAAUUCGUUUAUGGUUAUCAGAUCUUUAUAUUGGUUCAGAAAGUACAAAUUGUGCAAAUGAUCAUGUUUAUGUUGUUGACAAUAUACAAACACAUCGACAUUGUGGACAUAAGAGAUAUGCUUAUCCAUAUAUAUGUUCAUCAACAAUAAUUAUACAAUAUUUAGUAACGACAAAUUUUCCAACAUAUAGAGGAAUGAGAAUGUAUUUUGAAAUUGUUGAUCGACCAAUUAAUGAUAAUUGUCCAAAAAUAACAGUAACACCAGUACCAAGUACAACGACAGCAAUAGCGACGAUUGAAUCGACUUUAUCAACAAAUACACCUAUUUAUGUUAUACUAGGUAUUGCAUCACCGACACGAAGUUUUCAAAUUUGUGCAGGUGAGUUAUAUACAAUUGAAUGUCCAAAUGAUUAUGUUAUCGCAAUCACAACAAAUAUAUACGGUGUUACAUCAUCAGAUCAAUGUGAAGCGCAUGAUGCAAGUAAACAUUGUGUUAUUACAACAAAUCCACCAUUUUUAUGUCGUCAAACAUGCGUCUAUAUGUAUACAGGAAAUGAAGUUAUACCAUCAUGUAAUAAUAAAAUAGCUUCAUAUCAAUAUGUUGAAUAUCAAUGUAUACCAACAAAAACUAUUCUUGUUUCAACAAAUAGCUCAUGUCGAAACGAUGGUUCGAAAACAAUCAUUCCAAUUGAUCGUAAUGGUCGAUUUCAAAGUUAUAAUUAUCCAACUUUAAUACCAAUGAAUUGUACAUAUCGAUUAAAAACUAAACCUAAUUAUAUAAUGCAUAUAUAUGCAUUAGAUAUAAGUUUAAAUAAUUAUAUAGACGAUUGUAAAUCAAAUAAGAUAACAUUUAUUGAAGAUACUGAAAAUCAAGGUUUAGAUUUUUGUGAACAACGAACCCAUAGUUUAAUUUAUUCAAGUUGUUCAAAUGAACUUGAUUUACGUUAUCAGAUAACUGAUGCUUCACACAUGUAUUCCUAUGGUAUUGAACUAUAUAUUGAAACUCGAGCACAUCCAUUUGAUUGGUCUUGCGGAGGAGAAGAAGUUUUAUCAACAUCAACCAAUCCGACAAUUAUUCAUACAAUACCAACAACACCACAAGCAAUAUUGCUAACAAAUAUUUCAUUUAUACGUCCACUUGAUGAAAUUGAAUAUGAUAUUUGUUAUGGUGAUGUAUUAAUUUAUAGUUGUCCAUCUGGAUAUACAUUUAUGAUACUUGAUGCUUAUUAUGGUAUUAAAAGUGAAACAUCAAAUAAAUGUGGCUUUAUUCAAGGUGAUUGUGUACAAGAUGCAACAUCAACAAUAACACAAUGUCAAAAUGAUUUACCUGGUUGUUAUUUACCUUAUUCAAAUAAACGUCGAUUAGCUCAUUGUUCAGAUCGAUAUGCUGAUUAUAUACAUAUAACAUAUCAAUGUGUACCAAGUUAUUCCAUUGAAUCAACACCAAAUUUACAAAUGUAUGAUAUUUGUGAUACGAAUAAUUCGAUUGCAGGUUUUCAUGGGAUUGUUUCAAGUCCUGAUUUUCCUAGGUAUACACAAACAAGUAAUGAAUGUCAAAGAGAAAUUGUUGGCAUAAGAGAUAGAGUAUUAAAAAUUUGGCUUAAUGAAAUGGCUAUAUCAAGUGGUGAUCAACGUACUUUAAAUGAUGAAUCAAGCGAACCAGAUUUUAUAAUUUAUAAAAACAAUCAUGUUAACGAUUUCGACCAUAUCGAACAAAGAUAUCCAUCAGUUCGUGAUAUAUGUGUAAAAGAUUAUUUAAUUAUAGAUACUUCACAUAUAACAUAUAUUUAUUGUGGUAAACGAAAAAUAGCACUUCCACCAAUGUGUAGUACAAGUGUGAGAAUACAAUAUAAAACAACUUCAGCAUCGAAUCUUUUUUAUAAAGGUUUUAAAUUUUAUUAUGAAUGGAUUACAAAACCAGCGAAUAUAUUUUGCUUUGGAAAUCCAUCAACAGUUGAUCCAUCAGCAUCAACAACACCAGCAAAUGAACCAUUACCCAUUUGGGCACAAAAUUUAGAUGUUUCACCUAUUUUCAAUAAACAUCUAUGUUUUGGUACCAUAGAUUCAUUAAAAUGUCCACGUUCAAAUGAUUAUGUACUUGCAAUAAUAAAUUCAUAUUAUGGUGUUACAGGUACAGGCUUAUGUGAAAUUCCAUCAUUAUUUCAUUGUCGUCAAGAAGCUGCCCUUAGUUUAAUAUGUACACAUUCAUGUGUUUUUGAGUAUAUUAUUCCGAAACGACUUUCACAAUGUGGAAAUCAGACUGCUGAUUAUAUUAAUAUUGAUUACCAAUGUCUACCAACACGAUUACCAAAUAAUGAAAAUUCAAUUGAUAUAUGUGCAUCAACAAUAACAGAUACCAUUGCAAUUGAUAAAGGUAUGAUAAUAAGCCCACAAUAUCCAUCAUUAAGUUUAACAAGUAGUUGCUCAAAAAAAAUUCAAACAUUACCAAGUCAAUUAUGGAUGAUUUAUAUUGUUGAUUUGUUUUUGGAAGCUGAAGAUGAUUAUGGUAAUUGUAAUGAUGCAUCAUUAACAAUAUAUGAUGGAAAUGAUAAACUUGUUAUUUGUGGUUUACAACAACCAAAUCUUGUUUUAAUUAGUUGUUCAAAUAUUGUUCAAUUUAAUUUUAUAUCAAAUCAUCAAGCAUUUGGAUAUCGUGGUUUUAAAGUUUUUUUUAAAACUAUCGAUGUACCUAAUGGAUGGUCAUGUAUACCAAAUGGUUUUACAACAACAACGAAAAAAACAACAAUACAAACUUUAUCGUCAACAACUUUAGCACCACCAAGUCUUCAAAUUGCUGCUUAUGAUGGAACAACUAUAAAUGGUAUUCGACAAUAUUGUCAAUUUCCGUUUACAUAUGAAGGCAAUCAAUAUACAAAUUGUAUCUUAGAUCGACCACCAAAUACAACAAUACUUCAAAAUCUAACUGAUCCAUGGUGUUCAUUAACUAGUAGUUUUGAUAAGGAUCAUCAAUGGGGUUUUUGUGAUAUAGGUGUUACAGAUUCAACAUUUCAUGAUGUAUGUCGAAGUCAAUCACAAUCACUUAAAUGUUCACCUGGUUAUGUUAUUGAUAUAAUAACUGCUGAUUAUGCAGCUAAACCAGAUGGAAGUACAGGAACAACAUCAUGUGUUUAUAAUCAAAAUGAUUGUUUUCAAAAUGAUGCAUCAACAAUACAAAAUAUAUGUGCUGGUAAAACAUCUUGUAUUGCAUUUCAUUUUUCUAAAACUUUAGCAUUAUGUCAAAAUCGACCAUCAGCUUAUUUACAUAUUGAUUAUACAUGUGUACCAAAUGAUAUUCAAAAUAUUAAUACAUAUGAUAUAUGUAAUAAUGAUUUAAAACCACAAGAUAAUAUUCGUCGUGGAUUUAUAAUUUCACCAAAUUUUCCUAAUACUCAAAAGAAUAUUAAUUGUACAUAUGAUUUAGAAAUAUUAAAACCACAUCAAGAUAUAUAUCUCUAUAUAAUUGAUAUGGAUUUAAAUAGUCCAAAUAUAAUUGGACAAAGUUGUACAAAAGAUCGAUUAAUUAUUACAGCUGAUGCUAGUGUAACAGAAUGGUGUGGGCGAUCAUAUACUAAUAUGUUACUAAAAACAUGUCAUAAAUCUGUAUCAUUACAAUUGAUUCGUUCAUUUGAUGCUAGAGGACGUGGUGUAAAAUUUUAUUUUGAAUUUCGUGAACGAUCUCCAAAUGAAAUAUGUGAUGAAAUAGUUACAACUAGUACACGUCCAACAUUAUCACCUACACCACCAAUAGGAUCAACAACAAUAUCAUUACGUCCAGAUUAUUUUCCUUAUCUAUCUCCUCGAUUAUUUAAAACCUUAUGCUAUCCAGAUCUAUCAAGUUUAUUCGGUGCAAAUAAUUUUCAAUGUCCGUCAAAUUAUAUUAUUGUUAUUCAUCGAGCAUUUUAUGGUUAUGGUAAACGAUGUACUUAUACUCAAAAUGACUGUACAAGUGAAGCUGAUCACGUUUAUCGAACAUGUUCAGGAAAACAAACAUGUUCUAUAUCAUUUUUAAAUAUAUUUACUUUACCAGAAUGUAAUAAUGUUAUAGCUAAUUAUCUAUUUGUUGCAUAUCAAUGUUUGCCAACAUUAACAAUUAUUCCAACUAUUAAUAAUUUAUGUACAAGUCAAACUCAUGACUUAUUUGAAGUAAGUGGUAUAUUACAAAGUACAUCAUAUCCAUCUUAUACACAAACACAAUGUAUCAAUGUAACAUUAAGUCCACCAGAAGGUUCUGAUCUUGUUAUAUAUAUGUAUUUAUUAGAUCUUGAUAUUGGAUUACCAAAUGUAGAAACAGGUGACUGUACAGAUGAUUAUCUUCUAUUAUCAUAUGAAUGUAAUAAUCAACUGUAUCGUGAAUAUUUAUGUGGUACACGUCAAGCUGAACUUUUAUUUGAUACAUGUUCAUCAACAGAUAAAAUUUUUGUUUCAUAUAAUUUAACAAAUCAAAAUACUCAAUCUCAACGUGGUUUUGCACUUCUUUAUCAUCUACUACCAAGAACAACUACAAUUACAUUACCACCAACACGAAUAUCAACAACAAUGAAAACAACAGUAAUAACAUCAUUAGAUGUUGGACCUGGCCCAAUAAGUAGUAUGAUAUUACAAACAAGUGUAUGUGUUCAACAAUCAAUCCAAUUACGAUGUAAUGUUGAUUACGGUCUUGUUCUACAUAAAAUUGAUCUUGCUGUAAGUAAAAUAGGUAGUUGCAAUUAUUCAUCUGAUGAUUGCUUUGAAGAACGUACUUAUUUACACGGUACAUGUGGUGGAAAAUCAUCAUGUUAUAUAUUUCCUCCUUCAGUUCCAUUAUCGAAAUGUAAUAAUUCUAAAUCAACUUAUUUCUAUGCUGAAUAUCAAUGCAUUCCAAAUCGACCAAAGUUAAAUGUUAGUAUAUGUACAUCAACAAGUGUAUUCGAAAGAGUUGAAGGUGGUGCAAUUGUUUCAUCAUCUGGUUACACAUCCGAAUAUAGAGAAUGUCAAGUUACAUUACAAUCAGCAAAAUUAUUAGAAAAUUCUGCUCAUAAAGCGUUUUCUAUAUAUAUUGUCAUGUUUAAUUUACCUAUUGGAUCUUAUCGUGAACAAAGUUCACAAUGCAACGAUAAUGAUCCAUAUGUUGAAAUUGAAGAUUCACAAAUCGGUAUUACUCGUCUUUGUGGUAAUAGUCAUACACGUAAAUUAUUUGAAACAUGUUCAAAUAAUAUUCAAAUUCGUUAUAAAAAUUUUAAUAUAGCUACAAAUAAUAUUCCAUAUAAAGGCUUUCAAUUUUAUUUUGAAUCCAUUGAAAAAACACAAUGUUCAGAUGUUGUCACAAUUAUACCUCCAAAACCACAAGAACCAUUUGUUAUUAAAGAAGAAACUCUUUGUGCAUUAUCAAUUGAUCGUGAACGUGUUAGUUUUUCAUGUACACCUGAUUAUGGUCUUAUCUUUUUACAAUCAUAUGAAUUUAUUACAAAAAAUCCGGAAUCAUGUGAUAUUUCACAACAUACAUGUCAUUAUUUAAGUGAGCAACCACAAGCUCUCUGUGCUGGUCAACAAUCUUGUUCAUAUAUACAUUCAAUACCAAUCGGCCCACAAUUAAAUAUUUGUCACGGUAAUAAAGGUGAUUCAAUUCAAUUCUUUUAUCAAUGUAUACCAAUGAAACCAACAGUAACUUAUUUAAAAGCAACUUUUUGCAUUGAUACAUACGUUACAUUCAAUCGAGGAUUUAUUGAAACACCAAAUUAUCCAAAUCCAUAUAGAUAUGGUCCACAACAAUGUUCAUUACGUAUUUUAUUACCAAAUACUCCCGAGGGUAAACAACUUUCAAUAUAUCUGUACAUUAUAGAUUUAUCAAUACGUGAUACAUCAGCAAUAGAUUCAACAUCUACAUUUGAAUGUUAUGAUUCAAUUAUUUAUCGUGAUAGAAAAAUAACAAGAUCAUUAUGUGGAAAUAUUGAUCAACCUGUAUUCGAAUAUCAAACAGAUAAAGAUGAACUUGAAUUAAUAUUGAAUAUAACAGAACUAUUACCUUUAAAUAUGUCAAGUAAUUGGCGUGGCGCAAGAUUUUUUUAUUUAAUUGGAAAUCAAUUACUACCAACUUCACCAACAAUUCUAACAACACAAGGAACAAUAACAACUAUAACAACGGAAAAACCUAUUGGAAAUACUACAAUUAAACCUUCUAAUCAUAAACCUAUGAUUGCCGGUGUUGUUAGUGGUGUUAUAAUUGUACUGUUAUGCAUAAUUGGUUUUGUACUUUAUUGUCGUCGUUUACGUUCGAGAGGCAUUGAUGGAUCAAAAAUAGAAUAUAGACAAAAUAUAGAUGCAAUUAAUGAUGAUCUAAAUUAUAGACGUAGUGAAAAUCGUAGUAGUAUUCCACUUGAUGCAUUAAGAAGUCCAGCACUAUCAACAUUGACUACAAAAACAUAUCAUGAACAAAUUCAGAUAAAAGAUGGUUCAUUAGGAAAUAGUUAUGAGAAAAUAUUUAAUCGAUUCUUAGAUGAUACUGUUACACAAAUUACUGUUCAAGAUCCAUAUAUACGAGCAUUUCAUCAAAUCAGCAAUUUUUUACGCUUUUGUGAAGUUAUUAUUAAAUCACCAGCAAGGAUUAAACGUAUUGAUUUAAUUACGAGUUUUGAAACGAAUGAACAAGCAAAACAAACACAAAUUGAACAAUUAAAUCAAUUUAAAGAACAUCUUGCAGAAAAAUAUUCAAUUGAUUUGAUAAUACAAUAUCUACCUGGAUUACAUGAUCGAGAAAUCAAAUUAAAUAAUGGAUGGAUAAUUAAAAUUGGUCGAGGACUUGAUUUCUAUAAACCACCAGAAUCUAAACUAUCUAUUGGAUAUUAUGAUCUCGAUCUUCGUCCAUGUCAUCAAACGACUAUUGAUGUAUUCCAUGCUGAAAGAGUUCAUCCAUUAUCAUAA
Rotaria sp. Silwood1 is the source of this 7284-nucleotide messenger RNA. NCBI's taxonomy places the organism in Eukaryota, Metazoa, Rotifera, Eurotatoria, Philodinida, Philodinidae. The record is from the annotation of a GenBank genome assembly.